UUCCAAAUAUACUUAUCGAAUCGAUUUAGCCAGCCUUCCUCUUCCCACUACAAACUACCCUCCAUCAACCGUUGCGAAGGUGACCAUGCUAUAUGACAACAGCCCGUUCCUCGAGCGAGCCCUAGACACACACCGAGACCACAGUCAUCGACAUGGCUAUCCGCUGUCUGUGCAGCGCACUUCCGUCCUCGGUGGUGGAUGGAACAAAUACGCCAUCCUUCUAUCGACCAUGAUCCAGGAACUAGAGAAACCCCUCCAUCAGCGUGUAAAAUGGCUAUUGUAAGCUUCGAACAUCCCCCAAACACCAUUCCUUACCGCACCACUAACUCCUGCCGCCGACAGCUGGUUCGACAGCAACACCAUCCUCAUGAACCCCAACCUGCCACUUGAAACAUUCAUCCCCCCACCGGACUUCUCCCACAUCAACCUCCUCCUCACGAAAGACUGGAACGGGAUGAAAAACAGCGUCUUCUUCAUCCGUGUCCAUCCGUGGUCCAUCAAAUUGCUUUCCGCGGCGAUCGCAUACCCGACCACACAUGACCCCCUAUCAUCUGACCUCUCAGCCCUAAACAACCUCGUGCAAGACCACGACUUUUUCGCUCGAUCGACGGUAUACUGUCCCCCGCGCUGGUUCAACGCGUACACGCGCACACCAGACGACGAAGGCUGGAGAGCAGGCUCAUCUCCACAUUUCCAAAUUCACCCCGGCGAUCUGCUGGUUAAUUUCCCGCGCACCCCCUAUUAUAGGCUGAACGAGACCAUGCUGCCGUAUCUUAGCCUGGCCGAGGCGCAUGAGAGGAAGUGGGAGCCCACUGUGGAGGAAACGGGCCAUGGGGAGGAGGUAGCGCGGUUUUGGAAGAGUGUUCAUCGGGUGGAGUCUACUCCAUAGCUAGGGUUUGGGUUGUGGUCGGAGCGUUGGCUUGUGCCUUGUUUUGACACUUUCAUUUUGUUUUUUAUGUGUUUAAUUUGUCUGAUGCUGGCCGUCGGUUGUGUCUCUUUGUUUGAUUUCCCUCCUUUCUGGGCAUGAAUCAGGGCGGGUUUGCUGGACAGGGGUUAUCACUAGACUAGGUGCCCGCGAGUAUUUGCUAUUCUUAGAAC
Messenger RNA from Aspergillus steynii IBT 23096, 1098 nucleotides. RefSeq lists its product as uncharacterized. Gene Ontology annotation, molecular function: glycosyltransferase activity. The transcript has a single exon. Lineage: Eukaryota; Fungi; Ascomycota; Eurotiomycetes; Eurotiales; Aspergillaceae. The record is from RefSeq and is a predicted model, not a curated record. Gene Ontology annotation, cellular component: Golgi membrane. Gene Ontology annotation, biological process: protein N-linked glycosylation. The coding region runs from base 368 to 889 and encodes 173 amino acids.